Messenger RNA from Monopterus albus (swamp eel), 866 nucleotides. It is a transcript of the gene ndufb9, whose product is annotated as NADH:ubiquinone oxidoreductase subunit B9. Gene Ontology annotation, cellular component: respiratory chain complex I. The record is from RefSeq and is a predicted model, not a curated record. Lineage: Eukaryota; Metazoa; Chordata; Actinopteri; Synbranchiformes; Synbranchidae. The transcript has 4 exons. Gene Ontology annotation, biological process: mitochondrial electron transport, NADH to ubiquinone. Bases 76 to 603 code for a protein of 175 amino acids.
AUUUACAGUCCAAAUGCCAUAACGUCCCAGAAUCCUUUGCGCCCGCUCGGGAGAAGGUGAGAGGGGACGGUGAAAAUGGCUGCUGCUUAUCUCACUCACCAGCAGAAAGUGUUGCGGCUUUACAAGAAAUCACUACGACACCUCGAGUCAUGGUGCAUCUUUAGAGACAAGUACCGGUUCUACGCCUGCUUGCUGCGUGCUCGCUUCGAUGAGAACAAGAAUGAGAAGGACAUGGUGAAGGCCACCAAGCUCCUGAAGGCGGGAGAGGAGGAGUUCUGGGCCAAACAGCACCCCCAGCCCUACAUCUUCCCUGACUCUCCUGGAGGGACCUCCUAUGAGAGAUAUAACUGCUACAAGGUCCCAGAGUGGGUGCUGGACCACUGGCACCCGUCGGAGAAGGCCAUGUACCCUGACUACUUCUCCAAGAGGGAGCAGUGGAAGAAACUGAGAGAGAAGAGCUGGGACAAAGAGGUUGCCCAGCUGCAGGCCGAGACUCCAGCCGGCGGCCCCAGAACUGAAGCCCUGCCUCCUGCCCGCAAGGAGGGCGACCUGCCCCCUCUGUGGUGGCAGUACGUCACCCGCCCCAAGGAGCGCCCCGCAUAAACACUGUCUACCUUCUGGGGUCAGUUACCCCUGCGGUGUGAGGGGAAACUGUCCCAGCCAUAAUACAAUAGCAGCACGAAGACUAACUGACUUCUUAUUGAGUUAACAUCUGUCUGUGACGAAACUCUGAUCAGUUCUGAGGAGGGUCACCUGUGCAGUCUGCAUGGCUGGAAAAACCUGUAGUCAGCUUUAGGAGUUUGAUGACUUUGAGAAGCCCUGUAGAUGUAUCACUUAAUACCUAAUAAAGAGAGGUGUAAUGAAAA